Molecule: messenger RNA, 1588 nt
Organism: Rubroshorea leprosula
Lineage: Eukaryota; Viridiplantae; Streptophyta; Magnoliopsida; Malvales; Dipterocarpaceae
Source: the annotation of a GenBank genome assembly
AUAUCAUCACCCAUAGCCAAAAAAAAAAAAUCUCUUCUUAUUCCGAACCUUUUCUUUUUCCUUCUCCAUCACCGGACCUCAGGCGGUUCUUCUUCUGGUCUUCGGGCACAGAUCGCCUUUCUUGGGUAAACACAAAGGUGGGACAGAUCAGCAGUCUUCUUCUCCUCCUCACAGCAGCCACACAGUCAUUUGUUGCUCCGUCUCCGGUUGGUAUCACAGAACUCAGAGGUUCUUUUGUUAAUCACCAAUGGCUGGCACCAAAGCUCUGCUGUUUGUCCUUUACUAUUUUCUUUUAGUUGCAUGCAAUGCACAAGAUCUCCAGAGUUGCGAGUUUGAUGCCUUGUAUCAGUUAGGAGAUUCUAUGUCGGACACUGGAAAUCUCAUUCGAGAGGAUCCUUCUGUUGUGUUUGCCCGCCUUCCAUACGGCCAAACCUUCUUCCAUAAACCAACCGGUAGAUGUUCCGAUGGCUUGCUUAUGAUCGAUUUCUUUGCAAAAUCAGCUGGAAUUCCUUUUCUGGACCCCUACUUAAACAAAGAUGGAACGUUCACUCAGGGAGUGAAUUUCGCAGUUGCUGGUGCUACGGCCUUGCCUUCAGGUGUGCUGGCCAAAAAGGGGAUUGUAAACCUAACCACCAUAUCUUCCCUCAGCAGACAGCUUGAGUGGAUGUCCGCUCAUUUCAAUACCACUUAUUCCUCUCCCCAAGAAUGUUCUGAAAAGCUCAAGAAAUCCCUUUUCAUGGUUGGGGAGAUUGGAGGGAAUGACUAUAACUAUCCCUUCUUUCAAGGCAAAACCUUUGAGGAGGCCAAGGCCUUAAUGCCUGAGGUUAUCCAGGCUAUCAAAGAUGCUGUUACUAGGGUCAUUGGUUAUGGUGCUACUCGAGUAAUUGUCCCCGGAAACUUUCCAAUAGGUUGUCUUCCGAGCUACCUUACAGUUUUUCAGACCAACGAUACUUCUGCAUACGACAAAUACCAUUGCCUGAAGUACUUGAAUGAAUUCUCAAUGGAUCACAAUAAAUACCUUCAACAAGCCAUUGAACAACUUAGAGCAGAACACCCAACUGUGAUUUUGGUAUAUGCCGACUACUAUGCAGCAUUCAUAUGGCUUCUUGACAACGCUGCACAAUUUGGUUUUGAUACUAAUUUAGUUCAGAAAGCUUGUUGUGGCGUGGGAGGAGAUUAUAACUUCGAUCGAAAGAGACGUUGUGGACAUCCAGACGUGCCAGUAUGUCAGAACCCAGAUCAACAAGUUUGCUGGGAUGGAGUUCAUUUGACACAGCAAGCUUACAAGAUGAUGGCAAUUUACCUCAUCGAUGACAUCUCUUCUAAACUUCAAUGCGAUGAGAAUCCAGAUUCUUGAGGCUAAUCCGUGACUUUGUUCAAUUUUUUAGCCAUAAGUUUUAUGGUAUAAGGAUUUUAUGAGGAGUUAUGCAAAGCAAGAAAUAAAAGAGAACAAAACUUGUAUCUCGGAAAGAUUAUAACUUGAGAUUAUUAGAAAACAAAGGGGCUUUCUCCCUUAACAGUAGCCAAAGACAACGUUGGCUGUUUGUAAAGAGUUUAUUAUUCAUGGGUAUAAAGGGUGAUUUAAUCU